This is a messenger RNA of Fonsecaea monophora, 1071 nucleotides long. RefSeq lists its product as hypothetical. The coding region runs from base 1 to 1071 and encodes 356 amino acids. The transcript is spliced from 3 exons. Lineage: Eukaryota; Fungi; Ascomycota; Eurotiomycetes; Chaetothyriales; Herpotrichiellaceae. Gene Ontology annotation, molecular function: dioxygenase activity. The record is from RefSeq and is a predicted model, not a curated record.
AUGGCUCAGACAAUCCAACGGCCAGACAAUGCGUCUACUGGCUACACAGAGAAUCCUAUCAUAUAUGAUUACCCUCCUGAGACUAUCGCUGACUUGGAUUGGGCAGAUCUUAUUGCUCUGGAUCUCUCCCUCUUUGAUAGACCUGGAGGAAAACAAAAGCUCGCUGCGCAGCUGAAGGAUGCUGAUGAGAUCGAUCGCCAAUUCGCAUUCGCUCGAGAUUUGUUCAACUUACCCUUGGCCGAAAAACUCAGCUACGAAGCCGACCUUAGCAAAGAUGGAUAUGUUGGCUACAGGUCGGCAGGCAAUCGCGAGCUUGUGCCGGGAGUUUUCGACAAUAUAGAGGUGUACGGGUUCGCAAAGUUUUAUUCUCAGUUCGGCCAACGACCGCAUCCGGCUUUAAUCCAGCAAAACAUCGGUGAAAUCGAACGAUUCUCCCGUCAUAUGCACGAAUACAUCGGGUACAGGCUACUACGUUUGAUUGCGAUUGUUCUAGAGCUUCCCGAGGACUACUUCGUGUCUAAACAUCGCUAUGAUCAGAAAAGCGGCUGCAACCUCAGGUACCUAAAAAAUAAUGCAAGAACGGUGGAGGAGAUCAAAAAGCUUGGAAACACCCCUCCCGUGCGUGGCCACACAGACUUUGGGAGCCUAACCAUGUUAUUUCGGCAGCCAGUGGCGGGGCUACAGGUGAAAACCCCCGAAGGAAAAUGGAAAUAUGUCAAGGCACAUCCAGCAAGCAUCACCGUCAAUAUCGCCGACAUGAUGGACUUCGUCUCUAACGGCUACCUUAAGAGCAGCGUACACCGCGUGGUGUCUCCCCCUCCUGACCAGGUUGCACUGGACAGGAUAGGAGUUAUCUAUUUCCUACGAUUUGAAGACGACGUCGAGUUGAAGCCGGUGGACAGUGUCCUCUUGAAGAACUGGAGCUCAAGUUCAAGACUGGGAGAAGCAAAUGGGGUCACGGCUGGGGAGUGGGUGAAAGCCAGAACAAGGGACAACGCAAAAAUGGCUGCGAUUUACCUCAAUGAAGAACCCGAGGUGGUCAAGAGCAUCAAGAUCCAUAACUUUGUGUGA